This is a messenger RNA of Papaver somniferum (opium poppy), 1156 nucleotides long. RefSeq lists its product as uncharacterized. NCBI's taxonomy places the organism in Eukaryota, Viridiplantae, Streptophyta, Magnoliopsida, Ranunculales, Papaveraceae. The transcript is spliced from 2 exons. The coding region runs from base 521 to 1156 and encodes 211 amino acids. Gene Ontology annotation, biological process: RNA processing. The record is from RefSeq and is a predicted model, not a curated record. Gene Ontology annotation, molecular function: protein binding.
AUGAUGGUUGGGAAAAUUUACCUGCUUCAAUGGUCCUACUUUACUGUUUUGUGAACCUCAGACUCUUUGAUGUAAAAAUUUGAAAAUUAGAGGUAAGUAUUUUUAUUCAAGGUAGAAUCAACAUUUUUUUAUCCUGGAUACUUUGUAGGUUUAAGGCAAAUAAAGAAAAUUUUGGUAAACAAAUCAUCAACAAAAUGAUUUUAUCAAGAAGUUCAUCGACACCUGUCGUCCAUGCUCGAUGACGGUCGAGGAAGCUCGCGAAAUUCGUUCACAUCAUCAUCAUCCAACAAGGAAAAUCUUCACAAAAUGUCGCUUCCGGCCCCCCAUGUCGAUCGGGUAAGCACAUUCGACGUGUAUCUUCUGAGAAUAAUGUAAAAGCAAUGGAGAUGGCCGAAGAAUUUGAUCACCAAGGUGACUCGCCCAUGGAAUACAUUGCGGUGAAUGUACAUGCGAGGAAGUCUAAGAGCAUGUCCAAACCAAAAUUUGAACCAAUUUUGUCAGUGUCAGAUAGAAAUAAUGGAUGCAAAAAUGUGUACUCCAGAAAUAUGGAUGCAAAAAUGUGUACUCCAGAAAUAUGGAUGAUUUGGACUUGCAACUCGAGUUUAGUUUUCCUCUGAUGUGUCACAAUAGCAUAGAUGGAGAAGAUCAUAAUAACGCAGGAUUUACUUUUUUCAACAUCUCAAACCGGGAAAUUUUUCCGGCUCCAAAAGGUAGAGAGAAAGCACCAACAUGGUUGUGCAUGGCCAUUGCUCCGGAUCCGAUGAUUUUCAAGCGAAACAGGUGCAGCGACAAUGCAAUACAACAAUAUUACGAGAACAUCUUAAAAGAUAAUCCAUACAAUCCUAUGAUAUUGAGAAAUUAUGCUCAAUACAUGUAUAAGAUUAGAGGAGAUCAUAAAAAAGCCGAAGAAUUAUACUCAAGGGCAUUACUAGUAGAGCCAAAUGACGGUGACAUCUUGUCAGAGUUUGCAAGACUGAGAUGGGAAGUAUAUAGUGAAAAAGAAGCGGCAUCAAACUACUUCGCAAGAGCGGUGCAUGCCUCUCCGCAGAACAGUGAUGUGCUUGCAGCUUAUGCUUCGUUUUUAUGGGAAGCGGAGGAAGGAGAAGAAGCGCAUGAUUCAAUUAAACAUCGUCAACAAUUAUGCGAGACGAGAUAG